Messenger RNA from Caenorhabditis briggsae, 1302 nucleotides. It is a transcript of the gene Cbr-fust-1, whose product is annotated as Protein CBR-FUST-1. Lineage: Eukaryota; Metazoa; Nematoda; Chromadorea; Rhabditida; Rhabditidae. The coding region runs from base 1 to 1302 and encodes 433 amino acids. Gene Ontology annotation, molecular function: RNA binding; transcription coregulator activity. Gene Ontology annotation, biological process: regulation of DNA-templated transcription. The transcript is spliced from 8 exons. Gene Ontology annotation, cellular component: nucleus. The record is from RefSeq and is a predicted model, not a curated record.
AUGGCGUCCUAUGACCAAAAUCAGCCGGACUACAGUACGCCGGAAGGCCAAGCCUAUUGGGCCUACUACCGACAACAGCAACAACAACAACCAGGGGCACAGCCUGAGCAGGAUCCAUACGCUUCUUCUGCAACCUACGGAGAUCAAGCUCAACAACCCCAAAAUCCCUACGCACCACCGCCACCAAGUUCUGAUCCAUAUGGACAGUCUUCUGGGCCACCUGCUGGAUCAGAUCCCUAUGGUCAAAGCCGAGGAAGCAGCCGCGGAGGAUACGACGGUGGUCGUGGAGGUGGAAGAGGAGGUUACGAUUCAGGACGUGGAGGUGGAUAUGAUGGAGAACGUCGCGGUGGCAGUCGCUGGGACGAUGGAAAUUCUGAUCGGCAGGGCGGACCUCCAGGAGGAAGAGGAGGUUAUCAAGAUAGAGGACCACGUCGCGAUGGACCAGGAGGUGGCUCUUAUGGCGGCGGUAACACUGGCGGAGCAGGAGCGGGAGGUCGCGAAUUCGGCUCUGAUGGACGCGUCGAGCUGAAAGAGACUGUUUUCGUGCAAGGAAUUUCUACUACGGCCAACGAAGCCUACAUUGCCGAUGUCUUCAGUACUUGUGGCGACAUUGCUAAGAACGAUCGCGGACCACGCAUCAAGAUCUACACGGAUCGCAAUUCUGGAGAGCCGAAGGGAGAAUGCAUGAUCACAUUUGUUGAUUCUGCUGCAGCCCAACAAGCUAUCACCAUGUACAAUGGGCAACCAUUUCCAGGAGGAUCAAGCCCAAUGAUCAUCUCACUAGCCAAAUUCCGAGCUGACGGAGGAGACAGAGGUGGUCGAGGUGGAGGAUUCGGUGGACGUGGUGGGGGUGGCCGCGGCGGAUUCGGCGGACCUAUGGGAGGACGUGGCGGUGGUUACGGUGGUGACCGCGGAGGAGAUCGUGGAGGUUACGGAGGUGGCAGCCGUGGAGGAUAUGACGGAGGACGUGGAGGCGGUGGUGGAUUCCGCGGAGGCGAUCGUGGUGGUGAUCGUGGAGGUUUCCGUGGAGGCGACCGUGGCGGAUUCAGAGGCGGAGAUCGUGGAGGAUUCCGAGGAGGCGACAGAGGCGGAUUCCGUGGAGGACGCGGUGGUGGUGGAAAUGCCAAUAUGGAGCAAAGAAAGAAUGACUGGCCAUGUGAUCAAUGUGGAAACAGUAACUUUGCAUUCAGACGGGAAUGCAAUCAGUGCCAAGCUCCACGACCAGAUGGAGGACCAUCCGGUGGCGGUGGUGAUCGCCGCGGUGGAGGUCCACCAGGAGGAGACAGAUACCGUCCAUAUUGA